Plectropomus leopardus (leopard coralgrouper) is the source of this 987-nucleotide messenger RNA. NCBI's taxonomy places the organism in Eukaryota, Metazoa, Chordata, Actinopteri, Perciformes, Serranidae. The record is from RefSeq and is a predicted model, not a curated record.
AUGCGCACAGGGGAAGACUUUGGCGCCCUCCUUCAGUUUCUGGAAAAUACAGAUGAUGUUGGAAUUGAUGGGUGCAGCCCCCUGGAUGCGACUGCAAAAAUGGACGCUAUAAUGCGCGCAGGGGAGGACUUUGACUACCUCCUUCAGUCACUGGAAAAUCUUGAUGAUGGUGGAAUUGAUGGGUGCAACCCCCUUGGAGCAUCUCCAUCUCAUUCUGCAUCUCCAUCGCCACCUUCACCUUCCAGUGCACCCGCAGAGCACGACUCUAACAUCCACCCUCAGCCAGUGCAAAGUCCGGCUGAUAGUGGAUAUGGUGAAUGGAGCCCCUUUGGAGCAUCUUCAUCUCCGCCUCCACCUCCUGUUGUCCCUGCAGGGCAAGAAUCUGACAUCCACCCUCAGCCAGUGAACAGUCAGGUUACUGGAGGAUAUGACGGGUGCAACCCGCUGGGAGAAGCUCCACUUAUGGCUGCUGCAGGAGUGAACACUGUACAUGCUGCUCCUAUCCAGCAAACGCAAGCUGUGAUGCAGCCAGGUCACCUGCACAACCAGGGACAGUAUGACAAUGUACCAGUUGUGACACUACCACAAGACCUGACCCAGAACCUGUGUCCUGUUGGAGUAUUUAAUGGAGAGAUGGUCUAUGGGAUUCCAGCAGGCUCUUCAAACUCUGCUUCUCCUCUACCGCCACUAAACACCUCCAUUUCAAACAAGAGAAAGCGUGACGACUCACAGGACGACCGUCCACAUAUCAAGAAGCCACUGAACGCCUUCAUGUUGUACAUGAAGGAGCAGAGGCCGAAGUAUUCGGCUGAAAUGCACAGGAGUGGAACUGCGACAGUGAAUGCUUUCCUUGGAGAGAAGUGGAACGCACUGUCCACAGAGGAGAAGGAAAAAUACUUUGAAGAGGCUCAUAGAGAGAAGAAGCUCCAUGAGGAGAGAUACCCAGAAUGGUCAAGCCUUGAUAACUACGUAUGUACACUCUGCUGA